UCGACCAGGUCCCAGAUGUCUCUGCUGCGCUGCUGUUUGCUGAUGCUGCUGCCGCUGGCCGUGCUCGCCACGGCCGGGGGCAGCCCUCUGGUGCGACGCCACGUCGGCCUCGCGUACCGAGGCUACGGCUACCCCAGCCGGUACCGGUACCGCACCACCUACGGCGCCGGCUACAGCUACGGACACGGGUACCCGUACGGCUACCGGUACUCGUACGGGCCCAGAUACUGGUCCGGCGCCGGGUACCCGUACAGCUCAGGGUACCACUACGGCUCGCCAUACCGCUCCGGCUGGUCGCGCAGGCGCUCUCGGUUCCCGCGCAGCCACCCCAGGGAUGCGCGGCACGAGACACUGCACGAGCACGAGCACCCGCUCGAGGACGAGGACAUCGAGAGCGAAGAGCCGCAGUCAGAGCCAGAGCCCGUCGCCGUGCCCCAGCUGGAAGACGUGGAGGAAGCCAGCGAGAAUCAGGUGUUCAAUGAAGGGGAUGAAGAGUAGAACCAGCCAGAGGCAGCCAUAUGCUUCGUGACAGGUGACGACUGCCGUUCCUGGGCAGCGUGGUGGCCGGCCGACUGAGCCCGCUGGGGAAUGGACAGGCCGCUUCGGGCAUCGCAGGUGCAAGGCCGUGGUGACGCAGCUGGUCGCAGUCGGACGUCGAAAGCUCGUAAUCGACGUUGUGUCCAGAGUUCAGAUCGAUUGCUCUUCGUAGUGUGUGUGACCUUCAAUGGCUGUUUUUGCAUUGCAUUAUUGAAAUUUUUCAGUAUGUAUUCGACGUGUACAUCAACCCAAUCGUUCUUUCUCCAUGAAAAUCGUGUGCGCAACCUGUGCUCGUACUGGGAUUGCAGGUGUGAAAUGGUCUAUCAGCCACUCGUAUGCGGUCAUUAUGGUACUGUCGAUUUAUUACCUGCCUUAACUUUUCAUAACUGAUUUCUUAACUUUUUGCGCAUUUUAUGUACUUACGUUAUGACCCUAAUGUCACUGCUCAUGAUCUCAGGGAAAUAAUAACAUGAUUUCAUUACCUUUA
This is a messenger RNA of Pollicipes pollicipes, 1024 nucleotides long. RefSeq lists its product as uncharacterized. NCBI's taxonomy places the organism in Eukaryota, Metazoa, Arthropoda, Thecostraca, Pollicipedomorpha, Pollicipedidae. The record is from RefSeq and is a predicted model, not a curated record. Bases 16 to 498 code for a protein of 160 amino acids. The transcript is spliced from 3 exons.